ACCAAGGGGGCUGGCCUUGACCAUGUGACACACAACAGGCUGUCUUUGCCGCGCUGCAGAACCCAGUAGGUGUGUGUGUGUGAGACUCUCUCUGUUGGACAGUUCGGCCGCGGUCGAACCUAGCAGAGCAGAACUACUCGCCUGGGAGACUGAAGAAGAACUGAGACAGAAAAGAACGAUGGAGCUUUCCGCCAUGGGUGACCGCGUCUUUGCCGCGGAAGCCAUAUUGAAGCGCCGCGUCCGAAAGGGAAGACUUGAAUACCUGGUGAAAUGGAAAGGAUGGGCAAUGAAGCACAGCACUUGGGAACCAGAGGAGAAUAUUCUGGAUGACAGGCUCAUCCUCGGCUUUGAGCAAAAGGAACGAGAUAGGGAGCGUAGCGGUCCGAAAAAACGGGGGCCCAAACCCAAAAACCCGGCCACAAAGGCACGGGCCGCAAAAGGAGAACCAAGCAGCCGAUCCACAAAGUCCCGCCAGACGACAUUGCGCUCCUCUUCCUCUGCUCCCAGUCGAACGGCCCCUUCCUCCUCUACCUUGCCUCAUCCUUCACCAUCCUCCUCUUCCUCAAGUCUGGCCCCCUCCCCUAAGCUCAACUCCCUGGCCGCCACCCACAAGCUGAAGAAGGACAUCCAUCGUUGCCACCGCAUGUCCCGCCGCCCUCUGCCCCGCACGGACCCCAUGUCCUUCUCCAGCCCUGGCGGCUUCCCGUCCCGCCCUCACGUCUCUCCGUUCUCAGAGACCGUCCGGAUCCUCAACCGCAGGGUCAAGCCCCGUGAGGUGAAGAGGGGUCGUAUCAUCCUCAAUUUGAAGGUGAUUGACAAGCCGGGACGCGGCGGCUCAAGCAGUGGAGCCAGGAAUUUUCCAGGGGGACGCCACAACAUCCCCUCCCGUAAUCGCAUCAUCGGGAAGAAAGGAGAGGCUCCCUACAGACCUUUCCAGCCCCCGCUAAAGAUGCUUGGCUUCCCCAUGUACGGGAAGCCAUUUGGGCUGCAGUGCGGUGGUCCUCUGGCCUUCCAACCUCAACCUGGGUCCUGCAACACCAGGAACCCCCGCCCAGCCCCCUCCCGCUAUCAGGCUCCUCCUCCUAGCUCCAGUGCCUCUGAAGGAAAAUCUCUCCCCACUGCUGCUGCAGCUGAACCCUCCCAAUCCAGUGAGGCACCAGAAGCCCUUAAAGGUCCCGCAGACCCGCAGAAUACCCCGCCGCCUGCCACCCCUUCUGUCUCACCUACCCCAGCAACCUCACCAUCUUGCGUGGAAGGCGAUGAGACCCCAAACCCUUCCUUGCCUCAAGAUGCGGGAGGCCAACCCGAACCCGCGAGGGUGCCGGUUGAGGGGGACCCUGACUGGCACCCAGAGAUGGGACCGAGCUGCAAAGAUGUGGUGGUCACCGAUGUCACCACCAACCUGGUCACCGUCACAAUCAAAGAGUUCCCUUCUCCAGCCUCUGGUCCCGCGUCCCCGGCUUCCGUCAGCGCAGAAAAUGGUACUCCUGAGGAGCCUACCAUACCCAAGGACGGCUUCGCUCCUCCUCUUCGUCGAGUGGUCUCCAUGGAAACACACGGAGGAGAGAGCAGCUUAGCAACACCGCCAGCGAUGUCCGUGUUUGCAUUUACUUACGUUCAUAUAGUCAUUGGGCUCCAUCUCCAUAGCAUUAUGAAGUUCAUGGUGGUUCUGGUGGGUGCCGGCUCCCUGGCCUUUCUCGGUGCCGUCAUCUGCAUCUUCGCCAGCGUUUACCCCCGCAAACGCGCCGCUUCUCUCGGCGACAACGGCACCCUGACCUCGGAGACGAUCCUCCAGCCCCUGGAGCCCAGCUCGGUGGCGCACGCGGGACCGCUCGGUGCUUUACACGGCGCCGACUCCUACGAUGGAGGGAACGGGCUCGGCGGUAUGGGCUUGGGAGUCCCCAGUCUGAACGAGCUCAACCUCGGGGAGGAGACCGAUAGAGGCUCGGGGAAGACGUUCAGCUAUAGCCGCUUGAUCUGCACACCGGUUCCUCUCGGCGAUUGUAAGGGUAAAGACGAGAGGCAGCAGCCACUGGCAGACGACCCUCUCGCGGAUGACGACUGGACGUUUCUCCGCACCACGGCGGAGGAGCUCCGGCAGAUGGUCAUGCAGCAGAACGAUCAGAUUCUCAUGGACCAGAGGACCAUCCGGGAGCUCACAGGGAAGUUGAGCGAGUGUGAGAGCGGCUUGGAGGAUGAGAGGCCCGGCCCUGAGCGGAGCAUCGGGGUGUGGAGCGGCAAUCGGAGGGUCAUGGCCGGGGAUGAUGUGAGCUCCUCGUCGGCCUCUCAACUCCAGACGGCCCGCGCUGUGGAGGAGUUGGCCCGGGCCAUCAUGGACCUGAAAGAUCGAAUUGAAAAGCUGGAGGCAGAGAUAGGCCCAGCUGCCUUGAACCUCACUGACACAUCACCAGGAGCAAGCAGCAGUCAGGCAGCGGCCAAGCCUCCCACUCCACCCACUGGAGGCAGCAUCUCCGCAGCACCCGCAGCACCCGCAGCAGCAGCAGCACCACCAGGCUCUGGGGCUCGUCGACCCGCCUCCAAGCCCUCCACCAAGGGGUCUCCUGGCCGCAGCAGGGGCCCCUGGAGAGUGGAGGACCUUGAGGGUGAGCUGGAAAGGAAGAUAAAGAUGCUGGAGAAGGAGCGGCAGGCUAUGAGGAAGGAGACGCAGGGCCAGUAUGAGAAGAUCAACCAGGGCAUCGACACAGCCAACCAUCGUGUCACCGAGCUGGAGCACACGCUCACAGAGCCGUCAUUCCCAGACGGCUUCGUCCUGUCCUUCCCAAUGCGGACUAACUACAUGUAUGGGUUGGUGAGGAAGGAGAUCACAGAGAUGUACGCCUUCACUGCCUGUGUGUGGCUGAAGGCUAAAGAAGGAGGCAUAGGAACCCCCUUCUCUUACUCUGUGCCCGGGCAGCCCAAUGAGCUGGUGCUGCUGCAGGGUGUCCACAACCCUGUGGAGCUGCUCAUCAAUGACAAGGUGGCACAGUUACCCCUGUCUCUGCCUCAAGAUGAGUGGCAGCACAUCUGUGUCAGCUGGACCCUGAGGGACGGCGUGUGGAAGGCCUACCAGGGUGGCAAGAUGAAGGGGAGGGGUGAAGGCCUAGCAGCCUGGCACCCCAUCAAACCUGGAGGAGUACUCAUCCUGGGCCAAGAACAGGACACCCUGGGAGGUCGUUUUGAUGCCUCCCAAGCCCUGGUGGGGGAGCUCUCCCAGUUCAACUUGUGGGACCGUGUGUUGAAGCCCGCCGAAGUUGCCGCCCUGGCUGAGUGCAGCUCCUCCGUACUGGGCAACAUUGCUCCCUGGACCGACCUGGACGUCGACGUCUACGGCGGCGCCACCAAGGAGUCCUUAGACCCGUGCCACGCCGCUCAGAGAUCUAACCCCUCUGGCCCUAAACAGUGAGAUAGCGGUCACGUUUAAGUCAUGCAACAAGGUAGGGUGUUUGUUUGGAGUUAGAACGCUAAUAGGAUGGAGCUAAUUGGUUCUUUCGAGUUUUUCGUGUCGAUGUCAGUGUAUUUAGUUCUGCAGUAAGACUGAGGUGAGUUAGUGGAAGCAGCAAAACAUACCGAAAGUCAACCGUGUUGAUUGGUUUAACAGAGGCGAGCGAGUAAACCAUACCCAACUAGUCGGGGGUCUUAGCAGGUCUAGCUAGGAAAUAGCUAAGGAAGAGUUUUAAUUUGCUGUUGAUUGUGAUGAAACCGAGACGGUCUUCUCUGAAAAGACGACAUUUUCAACUCUGCGUAUGUGUAGCUUUUAUAUGGUAAAAGUUCCUCCUAUUGUUUGCUAUAAUACAGUAAAUACAGUACGUGUAUUAUUGUGUCAUGUAGCCUUGCUAACACGAUCUGUAGACAUGUAAAAGCGCCACUUACAGUAAUAACCAAUCUCGAAAUAAACACUUCAUGUCAAAACGCACCCCUAACCAAAAAAAAAAAAAGCUCCAUGAAAUGAAAUUGUAUAAACCAGAAUGUUUGUAUUUGCAUGUAAAGUAUGUUUUCAGCAUUAGUGUGCUUUUUGUGCCCCCUACUUGCCAAAGUACAAUGUACAUCUAACACGAUGACGACCAACGAGGACUUGAAUAUUCAUAUAUUAAUUCAGAGAUACAACCCAGUCGUUCUUAAUAUACUGUGAAUCCAAAAAAAAUAUGUUGAAAUUGCAAUGAUUCAGUUGCAUGUGAAUUUCUCUGUUCUACUUCUAUCUAAUAAACAACCCAUGUUGCCAAAGAAAGCUAAAAUGUAAGAGUAUAGCUUGUAAUUCAUUAGCAUUUUGUGCUAAAGGUAUAAUUUAUUUUUGUUUAAAAAUUGCAGUUACGCUACAGGUGCUACAGCUAUGCUAACCAUUUUAGCACCAAGGCACCCUUAUUGAAAUUUAUCUUCAUUUUGCUUGUAAAACUGCAAAAUGGUCACAUUUUACUCAGUAUAUUAGCCCACUAGCCCUGGUAGUGUAUUCAUAGCGAGCUAGCUAGCAAGGUGUUCCCAGGCCAGCUGUGAGACAUAAUCCCUCCAGCGUGUCCUUGGUCUGUCCCAGGGCCUUCACCCGGCUGGGCAUGCCCAGAACACCUCACUGGGGUGGCGUCCGGGAGGCAUUCAGAUAAUGCCAAACCAUCGAUGUGAAGGAGCAGCGGCUCUACUCUGAGAUACUUGUAAUAUUUCUACUUUAUUCUCAUUACAUUACACAAUUUUUAUUUUGGUACCCUUUCCGUUCAGUGUAUCCUAUAAUACUCGUUGGUUCCUUUUUGUUUUGUUAAGUGCCUGUUUGGGUCUCAAACGCCCACAUUGGGAGUCUGAAAUAUUUCUAUUGUUUUCUUUUAAUUGUCCUACUUUACUUUGUUUCAAGUGUUGUCUUUCUUUGCACCUUUUACUGCAUUUGGUAUUGUAAACUAGGUGGAUGAAACUUAAUAAAAGUGCAUAAUGAUGACAUUGUCGUGUUAUGUGGUCGCUGAUGCGAAGACGGGCAUGAUUCACUGAUCCACCCCCAAGCUACAUUUCCUGCCAUCUUUCUCUCCUUGUUUACUCGACCUCCCUUAUCGCCGAAGAUAUAUUUAAUAACCAGGCUUGACACACCAGAUGGAUGGCAAACAACAAAAAUCCACUUUUAAAGUUAGAUUUUUGCAUGAGGUCUAACAGAUGGACUCAAAAGACACACAAACAGGCAGAACACAAGC
Doryrhamphus excisus (bluestripe pipefish) is the source of this 5162-nucleotide messenger RNA. Lineage: Eukaryota; Metazoa; Chordata; Actinopteri; Syngnathiformes; Syngnathidae. The record is from RefSeq and is a predicted model, not a curated record.